This is a messenger RNA of Habropoda laboriosa, 1839 nucleotides long. Its product is annotated as sodium-dependent nutrient amino acid transporter 1-like. Gene Ontology annotation, molecular function: L-amino acid transmembrane transporter activity. The transcript is spliced from 8 exons. The annotation marks the transcript as partial. Gene Ontology annotation, cellular component: membrane. Gene Ontology annotation, biological process: sodium ion transmembrane transport. Lineage: Eukaryota; Metazoa; Arthropoda; Insecta; Hymenoptera; Apidae. The record is from RefSeq and is a predicted model, not a curated record.
CGACAUUCCGAUGUAACGGAGGAAACGGUGGUGAGAAGCACGUGGAACAAUGGAAUUGAAUUUCUAAUGUCAUGCAUCGCUAUGUCGAUUGGAUUCGGCAACAUCUGGAGGUUUCCGUUCACCGCGUACGAAAACGGCGGUGGUGUUUUCCUCAUACCGUACAUCAUCGUACUUUUUCUCGUUGGAAAGCCGUUUUACUACUUGGAGAUGAUCAUGGGACAAUUUUCCUCGUCGUCGUCGAUCAGAGUUUGGAACAUGUCGCCUGCGUUCAUCGGUGUCGGCUGGGCCCAAUUAUGCUCAAACGUGGCACUGAUGACAUAUUACAGUUCCCUGAUGUCUCUGACACUGUUCUUUCUGAUCGCGUCCUUCUCAGCCGAGUUACCUUGGGGGAAAUGCAGGGAAGAAUGGGCCGACUAUUGCAUGGAUUCUAGCAGAAAGAUAGAAAAUCAUACUAACACGAGUGAUAUCAGUACUUUCGCUAAACUGCUGGUGGACAAGGAAAAGAGAAGUUCGGCGGAACUUUACUUUCUCAAAGUGGUUCUUCAAGAGAAAGACAGCAUCGACGACGGAAUCGGGCUACCAGAUUGGAAAUUAACCCUUUGUCUACUCGUCAGCUGGGUCUCCGUUAUCAUGAUCACCUUCCAAGGUGUAAAAAGUUCAGGAAAAGCUUCGUACUUUCUUGCAAUCUUUCCGUACAUCAUAUUGGUCAGUCUUCUGGUCAGAGCUGUCACGUUAGAAGGUGCAGGAGAUGGAAUUCUAUUCUUCGUCACUCCGAGAUGGUCGAAACUCUUAGAGCCAACUGUUUGGUACGCGGCUGUGACGCAAUGUUUCUUUUCACUUUCCGUCUGUUUCGGAGUCAUCGUCACUUACUCCUCGCAUAACGACUUCAAGCAUAAUAUAUACAGGGAUGCGCUUAUCGUCACCAGUCUCGACACUCUCACGAGUUUCAUAGCAGGAUGCACGAUUUUUGGGAUUUUGGGCAAUCUGGCCCACGAGAUGGGUAUAAAGGACAUCGACAAAGUGGUGAAAUCUGGAGCUGGCCUGGCUUUCGUCUCUUAUCCCGACGCCAUAGCGAAAUUUACCUUUCUACCGCAGUUAUUCGCAGUGCUGUUUUUCGUGAUGAUGUUCGUCCUAGGAGUGGGCAGUACCGUAGGAAUGGUCUCGGGGAUAGUAAGUUCUCUCAAAGAGAAGCUUCCAAACGUGCAAAUUUGGAAGAUUGUGAUCACAGUGUGUUUAAUGGGAUUCGCCGUCAGUACAGUCUACGUCACUCCGGGUGGGCAAUUUUUGUUGACUCUGGUCGAUUAUUAUGGUACGUCGUUUGUCGUGUUCAUCUUGGCCUCCUUCGAGAUCACUGCUAUAACUUGGCUAUACGGUAUAGAAAACCUUCUGGAGGACAUAGAAUUCAUGUUAAUGAGAAAACCUAGUAGCUACUGGAGGAUCUGUUGGUUCCUCGUGACGCCGUUAAUUUUGAUAGCAAUUUUCAUUUACACGGUGGCUACUUUGUCACCUUUAACCUACGGUGAAAGAGGAUAUCCAGUUUCAGCUCAUGCUGCUGGAGCUAGCAUACUCUGCUUCAGCAUUUUUCAAAUACCAUUCUGGAUGAUCGUGGAAAUGCUGAAGAACAGGAAUCUACCUCUGUCACAAAACUUCAAGAAGUCUUUUCUGCCGACAUCGGAAUGGGGACCCAGAGAAAGCAAGUACAAAAAAGCCUGGCUAUGUUUCAAAGAAGAGAAAGCAAAGCAAAGGAGCACGAUAACUGGUCCAAGAUGGCUACGAUUACUGUACAUUUUAAUUGGUAGAAAUAUGAAAGAAGAUGGACAUUAGAGACUGAUAUAGAAU